Molecule: messenger RNA, 6785 nt
Organism: Mustela erminea (ermine)
Lineage: Eukaryota; Metazoa; Chordata; Mammalia; Carnivora; Mustelidae
Gene: ADGRL3
Product: adhesion G protein-coupled receptor L3
Exons: 29
Coding region: 1151-5911 (1586 amino acids)
Biological process (GO): cell surface receptor signaling pathway; adenylate cyclase-activating G protein-coupled receptor signaling pathway; brain development
Cellular component (GO): membrane; glutamatergic synapse; axon
Molecular function (GO): carbohydrate binding; G protein-coupled receptor activity
Source: RefSeq, a predicted model, not a curated record
CCGUGCACCCGGGAAGGAGUUUGCGUGGCCCUCGCUCCGGCUCUCGGCGCGGGUUGCGGGCGCGAGAGGAGACCCUCCGCCGGGGGCAAACCUCGGCAGCAGGAGGCGGGUUUGGCGGAGAAGCAGCCACCCCAGGCUCUCGCGGCUCCCCCUACCUAUUCCAUUGCUCCCUUUCCCAAGCGGAAAGGGGAGGACGAGGAAGAAGAAGAAGAAGAAAGAGAAGGGGGUGGGGUGGGAGAACUGGAUAUAAAGAUCGGCUGGGGGAUGGUGGAAGAUUUUUGGUCUCUCCAGCGGCGUCUUUCCUUAAGCGGCGGCGGCAGCGGCGGCAGCGGCGGCAGCAGCAGGAGAAGCAGCCUCGGUGAUGACUGCCGCAUGUUAAUAGCCGCCGCUCGGGUCUCUCGGCUGCUGCUGGAGACGGAGCCUGACUCCGAAGUUGUGCAACUGUGGACUGGGAGACACAUUUGAACCUUCCUCUCUCUUGGCUCCGUUUCGACCCCCUCGGUGUGUUUGGAGCGAGAGAAACGUCAAGGAAGACACGCAUUUGGGUCUUUUCUUCUUGUUUUCCCCUUGCCCUUUCUCCAUGGCUGUGUAGUGGAAGAAAGGGGGGGUGGGAAGGAGAGACUUUUUGUUGUUGUUUCUCCACCCUCCUGCUGCCUGCUCUGCGCUUUGGUAUCCUUCUUGGCCGCGUGUGGUGGGGUGCCUUCCCCGGGGCCGGCCGGUCUCUUGCCCCCGGGCUCCAUGGCUGGAUUGUGGACGCUGCCCCCGGCUGCAGGUUGUUGAGCAACUGAUGGGACGAUCGCAGGGACCGGCGGUUGCGGAAGAAAUGUUUAAAUGUUCAGUAAAUCGGAGGAAAAGAACAUGGACUUUUAGCAACUGAAGAGCAAAUUAAGCUUUGUCUCCUUGUUCAGACUCUUGGAUUGGCCAGUGGUACCUUUUCCAACCCCAGCAGACACCAGAUUCGAUGAACAGAUUCAAAUUUGGGAUAUUGGUGUUUGUUUUUGAGAAAUUUUUUUGUGGGAUUUUUUUUUUUUUUUUUUUUUUUUUUUAAUCAUCGGUCUUGGAAUACAGAAGAGGAACCAGAAAGACACUUAUUUCAUUUCACGUUGGGAACACUCACUUUUGAGGCACUCUCACUCCCCGGUCCACAAUCAUGUGGCCAUCACAGCUACUAGUCUUCAUGGUGCUUGCUGCACCAGUCGUUCAAGGUGGCAAGCACAGUGAGCGACAUCCAGCCCUUCCUGCUCCACUGCGACAUGCUGAGCGCAGCCCCGGAGGCGCUCUCCCACCCAGACAUCUCCUUCAGCAACCUGGCGCAGAGCGGGCCACUACUCAUCGUGGACAAGGGCCCCGUGGAGCUACCAGAGGAGGUCGUGGUCCAGGUGCCCAAGGAGCCCAGAGUGCAGCCCAAGCUUUCAGCCGUGCCCCAAUUCCGAUGGCUGUGGUCCGCAGAGAGCUGUCCUGUGAGAGCUACCCCAUAGAGCUCCGCUGUCCAGGAACAGAUGUCAUCAUGAUAGAAAGUGCCAACUAUGGAAGGACUGAUGACAAAAUUUGUGACUCUGACCCUGCUCAGAUGGAGAACAUACGAUGCUAUCUGCCAGAUGCCUAUAAGAUUAUGUCUCAAAGGUGCAAUAACAGAACGCAGUGUGCAGUGGUGGCAGGUCCUGAUGUUUUUCCAGACCCGUGUCCAGGAACCUAUAAAUACCUGGAAGUGCAGUACGAAUGUGUCCCUUACAAAGUGGAACAAAAAGUUUUUCUUUGUCCUGGACUACUGAAAGGGGUAUACCAGAGUGAACACUUGUUUGAAUCCGACCACCAAUCUGGGGCAUGGUGCAAAGACCCUCUGCAGGCUUCGGACAAGAUUUAUUAUAUGCCCUGGACGCCCUACAGAACCGACACCCUCACUGAGUACUCCUCCAAGGACGACUUCAUCGCCGGAAGACCUACCACAACCUACAAGCUCCCUCACAGGGUGGAUGGCACAGGGUUUGUCGUGUAUGACGGAGCUCUGUUUUUCAACAAAGAGCGCACCAGGAACAUAGUCAAGUUUGAUUUGCGGACUAGGAUAAAGAGCGGAGAGGCGAUCAUAGCAAAUGCUAAUUACCAUGAUACCUCCCCUUACCGAUGGGGAGGCAAAUCUGACAUAGACCUGGCCGUGGAUGAAAAUGGGCUCUGGGUGAUCUAUGCAACAGAACAAAAUAAUGGUAAAAUUGUCAUUAGUCAAUUGAACCCUUAUACCCUACGGAUUGAAGGGACGUGGGAUACUGCGUAUGAUAAAAGAUCCGCUUCCAACGCAUUUAUGAUUUGCGGGAUUCUGUAUGUGGUCAAAUCUGUCUACGAGGAUGAUGACAAUGAGGCCACAGGGAAUAAGAUUGACUACAUUUACAACACCGACCAAAGCAAGGAUAGUUUGGUGGAUGUCCCCUUUCCUAAUUCAUACCAGUACAUAGCAGCUGUGGAUUACAACCCCAGGGACAACCUUCUUUACGUAUGGAAUAACUAUCACGUCGUGAAAUAUUCCUUGGAUUUUGGACCUCUGGAUGGUAGAUCAGGGCAGGCGCAUCAUGGACAGGUGUCCUACAUCUCUCCACCCAUUCACCUGGACUCUGAGCUAGAAAGACCUCCUGUUAGAGAAAUGUCUACCACAGGACCUCUUGGCAUGGGAAGCACCACCACCAGCACCACCCUGCGGACCACAACUUGGAGUCCAGGCAGGAGUACCACCCCAUCCGUGUCUGGAAGACGUAACCGGAGUACCAGCACCCCAUCUCCAGCUGUGGAGGUGCUUGAUGACAUGACCACACAUCUGCCAUCAGCCUCGUCCCAAAUCCCAGCUCUGGAAGAGAGCUGUGAGGCUGUGGAAGCUCGAGAAAUCAUGUGGUUUAAGACCCGUCAAGGACAGAUGGCCAAGCAGCCUUGCCCUGCAGGAACGAUUGGAGUAUCCACUUAUCUCUGCCUGGCUCCUGAUGGAAUCUGGGAUCCCCAAGGACCAGAUCUUAGCAACUGCUCUUCUCCUUGGGUCAACCAUAUAACACAAAAGUUGAAAUCUGGAGAGACCGCUGCCAACAUUGCUAGAGAGCUGGCUGAACAAACAAGAAAUCAUCUGAAUGCUGGAGACAUCACCUCCUCUGUCCGCGCCAUGGACCAGCUGGUGGGCCUCCUGGAUGUACAGCUCCGGAACCUGACCCCAGGAGGAAAAGACAGUGCCGCCCGGAGCUUGAACAAGCUUCAGAAAAGAGAGCGCUCUUGCAGAGCCUAUGUCCAGGCGAUGGUCGAGACAGUUAACAACCUUCUCCAGCCACAAGCCUCAAAUGCAUGGAGAGACCUGACUACAAGCGAUCAGCUACGGGCAGCGACCAUGUUGCUUGACACUGUGGAGGAAAGUGCUUUUGUCCUGGCCGAUAACCUUUUGAAGACUGACAUUGUCAGGGAGAACACAGACAAUAUUCAGUUGGAAGUUGCAAGGCUGAGCACGGAAGGAAACUUAGAAGACCUAAAAUUUCCGGAAAACAUGGGUCACGGAAGCACUAUCCAGCUCUCCGCAAAUACUUUAAAACAAAAUGGUCGAAACGGAGAGAUCAGAGUGGCCUUUGUCCUGUACAACAACUUGGGUCCUUAUUUGUCCACGGAGAAUGCCAGCAUGAAGUUGGGAACAGAGGCUAUGUCCACCAAUCAUUCUGUUAUUGUCAAUUCCCCUGUUAUUACAGCAGCAAUAAACAAAGAGUUCAGCAAUAAGGUUUAUUUAGCUGAUCCUGUGGUGUUCACUGUUAAACAUAUUAAGCAGUCCGAGGAGAAUUUCAACCCUAAUUGUUCAUUUUGGAGCUAUUCCAAGCGCACAAUGACAGGUUAUUGGUCAACACAAGGCUGCCGGCUUCUGACAACAAAUAAGACACAUACUACCUGCUCUUGUAAUCACCUAACCAAUUUUGCAGUACUGAUGGCACACGUGGAAGUUAAGCACAGUGAUGCGGUCCAUGACCUUCUUCUGGAUGUGAUCACGUGGGUUGGAAUUUUGCUGUCCCUUGUUUGUCUCCUGAUUUGCAUCUUCACAUUUUGCUUUUUCCGCGGGCUCCAGAGUGACCGCAAUACCAUCCACAAGAACCUCUGCAUCAGCCUUUUUGUAGCUGAACUUCUCUUCCUGAUCGGGAUCAACCGAACUGACCAACCUAUUGCCUGUGCCGUUUUCGCUGCCCUCUUACAUUUCUUCUUCUUGGCUGCCUUCACCUGGAUGUUCCUGGAGGGAGUGCAGCUCUACAUCAUGCUGGUGGAGGUUUUCGAGAGCGAGCACUCACGGAGGAAAUACUUCUACCUGGUCGGCUACGGGAUGCCCGCGCUCAUCGUGGCUGUGUCAGCAGCGGUAGACUACAGGAGUUACGGCACAGAUAAAGUAUGUUGGCUCCGACUUGACACCUACUUCAUUUGGAGCUUUAUAGGACCAGCGACCUUGAUAAUAAUGCUUAAUGUCAUCUUCCUUGGGAUUGCGCUAUAUAAAAUGUUCCAUCAUACUGCCAUUCUGAAACCUGAAUCGGGCUGCCUUGAUAAUAUCAACUAUGAGGAUAACAGACCCUUCAUCAAGUCAUGGGUUAUAGGUGCAAUAGCUCUUCUCUGCCUAUUAGGAUUGACCUGGGCCUUCGGACUCAUGUAUAUUAAUGAAAGCACAGUCAUCAUGGCGUAUCUCUUCACUAUAUUCAAUUCUCUACAGGGAAUGUUUAUAUUCAUUUUCCAUUGUGUCCUACAAAAGAAGGUACGAAAAGAGUAUGGGAAAUGCCUGCGAACGCAUUGUUGUAGUGGCAAAAGUACAGAGAGUUCCAUUGGCUCAGGGAAAACAUCUGGUUCUCGAACUCCUGGACGCUACUCCACAGGCUCACAGAGCCGAAUUCGUAGAAUGUGGAAUGACACGGUCCGAAAGCAGUCAGAGUCUUCCUUCAUUACUGGAGAUAUAAACAGUUCAGCGUCACUCAACAGAGGAGCCAUGGCUAAUCAUCUUAUAAGCAAUGCUCUGCUUCGUCCGCAUGGUACUAACAAUCCCUAUAAUACAUUGCUUGGGGAACCGGCGGUCUGUAACAACCCUUCUGUCAGCAUGUACAACGCACAAGAGCCCUACAGAGAGACAAAGGGGCUUCUGAACAAUGCCAGGGAUACAAGUGUCAUGGAUACUCUACCACUGAAUGGUAACCAUGGCAAUAGUUACAGCAUUGCCAGUGGUGAGUACCUGAGCAACUGUGUGCAAAUCAUAGACCGUGGCUAUAACCACAACGAGACCGCCCUAGAGAAAAAGAUUCUGAAGGAACUCACUUCCAACUAUAUCCCAUCUUACCUGAACAACCACGAGCGCUCCAGUGAACAGAACAGGAAUCUGAUGAACAAGCUGGUGAAUAACCUUGGCAGCGGGAGUGAAGACGACGCCAUUGUCCUGGAUGACGCCACCUCCUUUAACCAUGAGGAGAGUUUGGGCCUGGAACUCAUUCAUGAGGAAUCCGAUGCUCCUUUGCUUCCCCCAAGAGUUUACUCUGCGGAGAACCACCAGCCACACCAUUACACCAGAAGGCGGCUCCCCCAAGACCACAGUGAGAGCUUUUUCCCUUUGCUAACCAACGAGCACACAGAAGAUCUCCAGUCACCCCACAGGGACUCUCUGUACACCAGCAUGCCGGCCCUGGCUGGUGUGCCCGCUGCGGAGAGUGUUACCACCAGCACCCAGACCGAACCCCCACCGGCCAAAUGUGGUGAUGCCGAAGAUGUUUACUACAAAAGCAUGCCAAACCUAGGCUCCAGAAACCACGUCCAUCAGCUGCACACCUACUACCAGCUAGGGCGCGGCAGCAGUGAUGGAUUUAUAGUUCCUCCAAACAAAGAUGGGACCCCUCCGGAGGGCAGUUCAAAAGGACCAGCUCAUUUGGUCACUAGUCUAUAGAAGAUGACACAGAACUUGAAACCAACGAAACUGCUAACACCUGGUGGACUGUUCUGAGUUGAUAUAAGCAGUGGUAAUAAUGUGUGUACUCCUAAAUCUUUAUGCUGUUCUUGAAAGACAAACACGGACUUUCAGACGUUUUUUUUUUUUUUUUUUUUUAAACUGGGAUUUAUAGGUCAGCCCAGGGGAGAAAGAUGACUGCUGAAAUUCCCCUGUGCCCUCUCCUUUCCUGUCUUUCCCCCUCAGAUGGAGACUUCAUUAUGUUAAUGAACGAGAUACGAAGAAGAUGGCGCUCAUUGUGGCCUUGUUGAAUUCUGUUGUGUUUGUUCUAACAUCUCUGAUGCUCUGUUACUAUAAUAACAAGGACCUGAUUUUUAAAAGGCCAGAAUGGUUGUUUGAAAUUAGUAACAAUGCUGCAUCUAGAUUGGAGUGCUGCACAAACAAACGUAAAAACAAAGGAAAACUGUAUCGCAUAGUGGUUUUUAGUCACUCACAACCUGAAUUCACCACAGCAGGAAUAGCUGUGGAAUACAAAAUAAAACAACAAAAUAAUGAAAUGGAGGGGAAUUCUAGAAUUAUAUGCUAAAUGCAUAUUUUAUGAUUUGCUGUAUUAACUGAUGAUAAAACUAAUGGCAGAAAAAAAAAUGAACAAUUUCUAUGUAAUGUACAGAUACUAGCAUUGCACAUAUAGUCAGCUUUCUGUUCCUCCAGAAUUUGAGUCCUGUUAAUGUAGUGGAAAAAAAGAGAUAUUUUCUUUUUCUUUCGUGCUGGUCUUGCAAGUUUGUCUACCAGUAAGAGAACAAAGUUUCCUUCCUUUCUUCUUUCUUUUUCUUCUUUCAUUUUCUUUUCCUUUUGUUUUCUUUUUUCUUUUCUU